AUGGUGGAACUGCUGCUCAAGGACGGUGGGCUUCGGAUCAACGCUCGUUUGGUUGAUAGCGACGAAACUUUUCUUCACGUCGCUGCCAUCACCAGCUGUGAUAGCGAAGUUCCUGUCAUCCGGCGCCUCGUUCGAGCUGGGGCUGUCGUAUCAACCCCAAACAUUCGAACAUGGUCGGAGCAUCGACACGAUUGGUUUAGACCGUUCAUCGAAUGCUUCGAUGGCAAGACGUUCUACGGCGAGGAUUUGCGAGAACUCGUGAAGAUGAUGCUAGAUGCUGACGCGGACAUCAACGCCAAGGACAAUGACGAGGUUUCGCCGAUUCAGUGCGCCGUCUACACGAGCGACCUCGAGCUCGUGACAGCUCUCAUCGAUGCUGGCGCCGACGUCAACAAUCGUAACUGUAAUGAUGUCACGAGUCAACUUCAACACCGAGAGAGACUUAGCACGGCCUUGCACUGGGCUGUGCAGCUCAACAUAGACAACAGUCACAAACGAAUGAUAAGAAUGCUCAUGGAAUUUGGAAGUAACGAAAAUCACGCGAAUGAGAACGGCGAGACGCCCUUCCAUUACAUCCUCCAGUUUGGCGACAUCGAUAUGUCGAAUCUCUUCUCUCGUUGGCGAUCGAUCACAUGUCCAAUAGAGACCGACUAA
This is a messenger RNA of Nasonia vitripennis (jewel wasp), 654 nucleotides long. Its product is annotated as ankyrin repeat and SOCS box protein 13-like. The transcript has 3 exons. The record is from RefSeq and is a predicted model, not a curated record. NCBI's taxonomy places the organism in Eukaryota, Metazoa, Arthropoda, Insecta, Hymenoptera, Pteromalidae. Gene Ontology annotation, molecular function: protein binding. The coding region runs from base 1 to 654 and encodes 217 amino acids.